This is a messenger RNA of Alternaria rosae, 957 nucleotides long. RefSeq lists its product as uncharacterized. Gene Ontology annotation, molecular function: oxidoreductase activity. NCBI's taxonomy places the organism in Eukaryota, Fungi, Ascomycota, Dothideomycetes, Pleosporales, Pleosporaceae. The coding region runs from base 1 to 957 and encodes 318 amino acids. The transcript has a single exon. The record is from RefSeq and is a predicted model, not a curated record.
AUGUCCAGCCUCAUAAAGAACGUCAUCAUCCUAGGAGCAUCCGGUUCCGUCGGCGCACCCAUACUGGACGCACUCCUCGUGGAACCCUUCUUCAACGUCACCAUCGUUAGCCGUGCAUCCUCAUCAGCCUCGUUUCCCUCUCACGUCCCCAUCAUCAAGAUCUCGGACGCCUUCACGACUGAGGAGCUUACGGAAGCCUUCACGGGCCAGGACGCAGUCGUAGUCGCAUUAUCCACCAGCCCAGUCACAGCAGGUGGGAAAGAUGGCCUAGCAUUCCGACUCAUCGACGCUGCAUUUGCAGCAGGUGUAAAACGGUUCAUUCCCAGCGAAUCCGGCGCCAAUAACCUCGAUCCCCGGGCUCGCGCCCUCGUCCCGACAUACGACCGUAAGGGUGAGAUGCUGAAGUACCUAAUCAAGAGAUGCGACGAUAGCCACGGCAAGACGACAUGGAGCAGCAUUUGUUGCGGCAGUUGGCUGGACUGGGCACUCGAUCCAUCCAAGUCUGGCAACUUCCUCGGCGUUGAUGUGAAGGGGAGGAAGGCGACGGUGUACGAUUCUGGAAGUAAGCGCUUUGCCGUUACAAGUAGCAAGAACACUGGUCUUGCAGUUGCGAGAGCUUUGCUCCACCCUGACGUGACCGCAAACAAGCAGAUAUUCUUAUGUGACUUCUCUGUCAGCACCAGGCAGAUCAUAGAAGCACUGGAAUUGGAGACGAACGCGGAGUUCUACAUUGAGGAGAAGCAGAGUAGUCCGGAGAUCAAGCAGCUUCGAGAGCAAUUCGAUGCAGGAGAUCUCAACGCAACGUUUCGGUUGUUGGCACUCAGUUUCGGGGCUGAUGUAGAUGUCGGAUAUGACUUCGAAGCUGAACAAGAGGUCUGGAACAGCAGGCUAGGGCUUCCCAAGGUGACACUAGAAGAAGUGGUUCGCGAGGCUGUCGAGUUGGCUGCUCGCUCUUAG